GCAACUGUCAAUGCUUCUGUCUUCUGCUCUCUCUUUCCGGCAUCUUUACGCCCGAGUGUGAACACACUUUUGAUAGUGUUCAAUAAUUUUGAUUCCGACGCGUCUUAGAACUUUCCAAAAUGCCGCCAAAGUUCGACCCGAACGAGGUUAAGCAGGUGUACCUGCGAUGCGUCGGUGGUGAAGUCGGUGCUACCUCUUCCCUCGCCCCGAAGAUCGGUCCCCUCGGUCUGUCUCCGAAGAAGGUUGGUGAUGAUAUUGCCAAGGCUACCGGCGACUGGAAGGGCCUGAAGAUCACUGUCUGCCUGACGAUCCAGAACCGACAGGCCACUAUCUCGGUUGUACCGUCAGCAGCAUCCCUGAUCGUGAAAGCCCUCAAGGAACCGCCACGAGACCGCAAGAAGGUGAAGAACAUUAAGCACAAUGGUAACAUCACCUUCGACGAAGUGAUCAGCAUUGCGCGUGUUAUGCGACCCCGAUCCAUGGCCCGCGAGCUGGCUGGAACCUGCAAGGAGGUGCUUGGUACGGCGCACAGCGUCGGAUGCACCAUUGAUGGACGAGCACCCCACGAGGUCAUCGAAGAUAUCUCGAGCGGAGCCAUUGAAGUCCCGUCGGAAUAAGCCAGAACAACCCCAUCGGCUGCGGUGCCGAGCAAUGUUCGUUUCCUCGUUACAUCUAAAGGCGAACGUAUUAAAUAAACAUUGCUGUAAAGAACGCUAAUAACA
Messenger RNA from Anopheles coustani, 722 nucleotides. It is a transcript of the gene RpL12, whose product is annotated as large ribosomal subunit protein uL11. The coding region runs from base 120 to 617 and encodes 165 amino acids. The transcript is spliced from 4 exons. Gene Ontology annotation, molecular function: large ribosomal subunit rRNA binding; structural constituent of ribosome. Gene Ontology annotation, biological process: translation. Lineage: Eukaryota; Metazoa; Arthropoda; Insecta; Diptera; Culicidae. The record is from RefSeq and is a predicted model, not a curated record. Gene Ontology annotation, cellular component: ribosome; cytosolic large ribosomal subunit.